This is a messenger RNA of Aspergillus puulaauensis, 1161 nucleotides long. RefSeq lists its product as uncharacterized. The record is from RefSeq and is a predicted model, not a curated record. The coding region runs from base 1 to 1161 and encodes 386 amino acids. The transcript has 2 exons. Lineage: Eukaryota; Fungi; Ascomycota; Eurotiomycetes; Eurotiales; Aspergillaceae.
AUGGCCGAUAUCCCUGGUCUGGAUGAGUUCGCGCAAACGCGAGGCGCUGACGAUCUAUUCGACGAUGAGAUCAUCCCCGUCGAGCCAGAGGAUCACCCGCCUCAGCCGGAGCCUGAGGUUGUAGCUACAGAUCCGGAGGCUGCUGCUGCAUCUCCUACCGUGGACCGGGAGCCUGGACCGACGCCUGUUUAUAAUGAUAGCGGCCCGCGAUCGCGGGGAGGUGAACGGCGGGGUCGUGGGAGAGGGAGAGGAGGGCGCGGUGGGCGAGGAGCGCGUGAGUCCGGACCGAAGCGGUCAGAAGGGUCAAAGAACAAGCCUGACGAGGGGUCUGCGGAACCUGAGGCUCGGAAUGGAGAAGAAAAUGCCGCGGAGGUGCCUGCUGAGAAGGUAGAGGAGCCGGGCCAAGAGGAUGCUGGCGCAGCAGAGCCACCGCGCGUGCCGGCUGUUCGUGGGGAUAGGAGCGCGACCGGAGGAGUUAAGAAGCCGAAACUUACAGAAGAAGAACUAUCCCGACGCAUUGCUGCCGCGCGCGAGAACGCCGCUAAAGUCGCCGCUGCACACGCGCGUGCUGAGGCGGACCAGGCCUCAUUCAUGGAGCGCGAGAAGGUCGCAGAGAAGAAGCGACGCGAGGAGCGAGCCAACCGACGAGUAAUGGACGCUGAUAGAGAACGAAACCGACAGCGGAAGCUUGAAGCCUUGAACGGGAGGGAAUGGGAUGCCGACAAGCCGGAAGAACAGCUCAGCUCGCGCGGUGGAGGAGGUCAGUUCCGACGGGGUAUGCACGGUGGUGUUUCUGGUGUAUCCAGAAAGGGCCUUGAAGGGUCCCGGUGGGCUGAGGAAUCACCGGACGACAACGCUUCUCAACCACAUGGUCACCGUGGUCGUGGGCGUGGUGGAAGAGGUGGACGCGGUCGUGGCGGCCGUCGUGGUUCUCAGGAUCGCACAUCCGAAACACCGUCUCAAGAGAAGGCUGCGGCGCCUACGCCGGUGAUCAGCAACGAGGCAGAUUUUCCUUCCCUUCCCGGCGGAGAGAAGAAAGAACCCAACACGACUGAACCCAACAUGACUGAACCCACGUCGGGCUCCGAUAACAAUUCCAAGCCCCUAUCACCAAUUUCUGGCGCGACAUGGGCGGACCAAGUCGAGGCCUAUCGGGAGUAG